GGGGCCGGAAGUGCCUGUCAGGAAGCGGCAGGGGCCUGUCUCGGGAGGCCGGCGCUAUGGAGGGUCGCGGCAGCGGCUCUUCGGAGCACCUGGAGCGGCUGCACGAAAUCUUCCGCGGCCUCCACGAGGAGUUGCGAGCUGGGCCGGAGAGGCUGCGCGGGAGCCAGGCGGUCGAAGAGAAGAAGAAGCUGAUAAGAGAAUUUGAUGAAAAACAAAGAGAAGCACAUGAAACGUUACGGGAAAUGGAAGAUGAACUGAGAUAUGCUCCAGUGUCUUUCAACAAUCAAAUGAUGGCCAAAAUUCGGACAUACAAGAGAGAGCUUGCCACAUUCCAGAGGAAGAUGAAAAGUAUAGAUUUGGGAGUGACCUCAGGUGCAUGUGGAGACCCAAAAUUUGGAGUCUUCUCAACAGAAAACGAACAGAGUACUCAAGUACAGUCUCAGAGGGUAUUGCUGCUUCAAGGAACAGACAGCUUGAACCGAGCCAGUCAGAGCAUAGAGCGUUCACAUCAGAUUGCUGCUGAAACAGACCAAAUUGGUUCUGAAAUCAUUGAAGAGCUUGGCGAACAGCGGGAGCAGCUGGAACGCACCAAAGGGAGAUUAGUAAACACAAGUGAAAACUUAAGCAGGAGUCGGAAAAUACUACGCUCCAUGUCAAGAAGGCUUAUGACAAACAAAUUGUUGCUUUCUGUUAUUAUCAUUCUGGAGCUUGCUAUCCUGGGAGGCGUUGUCUACUACAAGUUCUUCACCUGAACUUUCAAGACACCCAGCUUCCUGCCUUGAUGUCUUCCAUCCACCUUAAGGACUAUGCAUGGACAUUGCCAAGGAACAGUUCUUAAACCGAACGGAUUAUGUUUUAAAUGCAGUUGUAAGACACUAUUAACAUGCUGCCAGCCUCACAGCAUGUUCACCUGAGAAGUCAGUGGGAGGAAAUGUAGCUUGAGGGACAGGAGAAAAGACAAAGGACUGACAUAAAAUUGUGUAAUUACAAAGUAAUAAACAUUUGUCUAAAAUGACAUGUCUAACUUGUAACACAGCUCUUUGGUCACACAAUGGGGAAAAAGAACUAGUCUCUGCAAAUUGGUGAACACUUCAGAGCGUAAUACAGUCUGUUCUUUGCCCGUCCAUUUCAAUAGAUCACUAGAAUGUAACAUAAUCCCCGUUGCAAAGCAUCUGCUGGCCUCCAGCAUCUCAAAUCCGCACUUGCUCUUCACUGUCAGAUUCAUCCGGGGAACUAGGAGUGGGGAGGCCAUCGAAAACAAUGUGUGCCCCUUCUCUUGUUUGGCCAAAGCAUGUGGCAAUCACUUCCACUGCAAGGUUAGCUGUGGCAGCCACGUCUUCCUGGGAUGUUCCAAGCAACGGAUUUACUUCUACAAGGUCCACAGCUGAAAGCAGGCCUGGGAAAUUAAAGGCAGUCACAAGAGAGAAACAGGAGAAAUGAAUUUUUAUAAGAAGCUAAAACAGGUUGUUGGUACUAUAUGUAGUGCAAUGGGUUUUGAAUAAAUCAAAUCUAGUUGUAUGUUGGCUGUAAUAAACUGUUUGCAACUGUUAGGAUAUGUGUUAUUCAGCAUCACCUGAUAGUUUUUUGAAAGGCAAUACAAAGAUAGUAACUACAACUAUUUAUGUUCUGUUUUGGAUUAUGGCAUCACCAGUGGUGUGCGACACAGAGCAGUGAUGAUGUUUAAAGUAAUGGGGCAACACAGAGAACCUUACAUGCAUCAGGCAUCUAAUAGCUGUAAUUGGAAAGGGGAAAAAGGAGAAAAUUGGUAUUAUAUUUUUCCCUUCCAUUCUUCAGAAGUUACCAAACUUCCAGUUAAUAGAAGAUUGUGAGUGAGAAUAAUACAGUUUAACAUGACAGUUCCUAGCAGUAAAACUAUAUGUCAACGUCGCAUAUAGUUACAUUUCUUUGGUUUUAACUGGAAAAAUACUUUUGGGACUUUGUCUGAAAGACUCAGGGAAUCUUGUCUUGUUGGCCUUAUUACUGUCUAAGUAAGUCAUUGAUUCAUUUUGAGGACAUGCAUAAAUGUAGGAAGGGAACCUGGGAUUCUGACUGAAGUAGACUGCAACUUGAUUUAAACUAAUGCUGUAUAGUUCUUUAAUGUAGCUGCCAUAUAAGCACCCACUAUUUAUUCCCUUAUGUCAUGUUAUUUUAAUAGUAAAACAUGCUUGCCUGGUU
This is a messenger RNA of Anolis sagrei ordinatus, 2175 nucleotides long. RefSeq names its product vesicle transport through interaction with t-SNAREs 1B (gene VTI1B). Gene Ontology annotation, molecular function: SNAP receptor activity; SNARE binding. Lineage: Eukaryota; Metazoa; Chordata; Lepidosauria; Squamata; Anolidae. The record is from RefSeq and is a predicted model, not a curated record. Gene Ontology annotation, biological process: retrograde transport, endosome to Golgi; macroautophagy; intra-Golgi vesicle-mediated transport. Gene Ontology annotation, cellular component: late endosome membrane; endoplasmic reticulum membrane; SNARE complex.